GCUCGGAACAGAAGCUUCAAGUUCAGCUCUUCCAGGACUUUUUCAUCAAGUUCUCACUCUAAUCAAUCAACCAAGCCAUGAAAUCUGUUCCACUGAGAACCGGUUCAUUUCCGAUCCAAUCAACGGUUCGGCCAGGCUCACCUAAAAUCUCUCUAACACGUUACGAUUCACCGACUAACAUCUUCUCCGGUGUUAGUUCUCCGAGAGAUUCGCUGCAUUUGGAUAUCAAUCAUCACCAGACAGGAGCUCCGAUUCGGAGGGCGUUGUCGGAGAGUAAUGUCAUCAGAUCGGAGAGGGAGGCUUCCAGAGGGCUGAAGAAGCCUUCCGGUGCUGGUUCGCGGUCUUUUCCGUCGAUGAUACCAGAGGUCGAGGAGCAUGUGUUUGGGGACAGGGUGGAUGAUUACGCUGGAAUCUGGCCGAAGAGCGGGAUUCCAUUGGAGGAGUUAGGUUUUUCCGGAGACGGAUUCGGUAAAUCCUCCGGCGGACAUGGGGGAAACGGCCGACAUGGGGGAAGCGGCGGCGAUGAUGUUAGCAAGAUGGGUGAUUAUUAUAAGCAAAUGUUGAAGUCAAACCCCAACGAUGCUUUGAUUCUAAGAAACUACGGAAAAUACUUACACGAGGUGGAGGGAGACGCGGAGAAAGCAGAGGAGUACUACGGGAGAGCAAUAUUGGCGAGUCCAGGAGAUGGAGAGGUGUUGUCUUUGUAUGGGAAAUUAAUUUGGGAUGCAAAAAGGGACGGGGAGAGAGCUAAAUCUUACUUUGAUCAAGCUGUUUUCGCCUCUCCUAAUGACUGCAUGGUAUUGGGAUCGUAUGCAAGUUUUAUGUGGGAGGCAGAGGAAGACGGUGACGAGGAGGAGGAGGAGGAGGACAAGAGUGAAGUGUCAUCAGCAGCGGCCAUGGUUGCUGCAUUUUAGCAGAGGGACAGUCCCUUGAUUUUACAUUUUUAAAGAGGGAUUAUAUAACUAACGAACUUCAAUAAUUAACAAGAAGAAUAAGAAAAGGAGGGUUAUAUUACUCUAUUCUUGUAAUCUUAGAGGAAAGCUUCUUGCUUGAAUCUGGAAGCUGAUAGGGAGAGAAUGUGGGGUUUCUACUCGUCGUUUUACCCUUGCUUGAUGUUUGUAAUUUGUAUAGUGUAAUCUGUCCAAAUCUAAAAUAUCUUCUCCAAGUCUAUUGUCAAAUGUGAAUAUCAAUUCUUUCGGA
Populus nigra (black poplar) is the source of this 1200-nucleotide messenger RNA. RefSeq lists its product as uncharacterized. The transcript has 3 exons. Gene Ontology annotation, molecular function: protein binding. Bases 78 to 914 code for a protein of 278 amino acids. The record is from RefSeq and is a predicted model, not a curated record. NCBI's taxonomy places the organism in Eukaryota, Viridiplantae, Streptophyta, Magnoliopsida, Malpighiales, Salicaceae.